Molecule: messenger RNA, 4594 nt
Organism: Oncorhynchus gorbuscha (pink salmon)
Lineage: Eukaryota; Metazoa; Chordata; Actinopteri; Salmoniformes; Salmonidae
Product: ankyrin repeat and SOCS box protein 15-like
Exons: 12
Coding region: 114-1955 (613 amino acids)
Biological process (GO): intracellular signal transduction
Molecular function (GO): protein binding
Source: RefSeq, a predicted model, not a curated record
UAGGUUGCUAGAUCGAGGGGGCAGCAGGUAGCUUAGUGGGUAGGUUGCUAGAUCGAGGGGGCAGCAGGUAGCUUAGUGGGUAGGUUGCUAGAUCGAAUCCCCGAGCUGAAGGAAUGGAGGACAUCGAUAGAUGUGAGGAGGAGCUUAUUGACUAUGCCAUUCGAGAGAGUAUUCGAGAUUUAUCAAUAGACAGGUAUUCAGAAAAUGGAGAGAAUUACGUUCAUGUAUUAUUCGCACAUCCCGCAAUAAGUUUGUCACCGCUCCCUGACUUUGUUUACCCAUAUCUCAACAGCAUGCCAACAGUCAGUGGUGACUAUCUGUGGAUAGUGACUGCCAUCGAGCAAGGUGAUGUGUGUACCCUGCAGGAGCUGUCUGGGUUGCAGGCUUUCACAGAGAGGGACAUCAGAGGGUGGCUUCCCCUACACAGAGCCGCUGUGCAGUCCCAGGAACAGGUCUUGGAUCAGGUCCUGCUGGCUUCCUGUGAUGUGACUGUGGAUGAUGUGACUGCAGACGGGGACACAGCGUUGAUUCUGGCUGCUCAGGAGGGUCUGCUGGAGAAUGUCAGGAUUCUACUGCGGCAUGGAGCAUCUCCACACAAAACCAACAGCCUGAAUGAGUCCCCACUGCUGCUUGCGGUGAGACAGGGAUCAUAUGACAUGGUGUCCACUCUGAUCAAUUGUGGGGCCUUCGUGGAACAGGUGUGUCUGAAGAAGUGGAUGGCCAUUCACGAGGCAGCCAAGGUGGGCUGCAGUGCCAUCCUGGUGCUUCUGCUGAGACAUGGGGCUAAGGUGACAGCUGUAGAUGGGCACAAUGUCACCCCGCUGGGCAUCGCAGCAGAGUACGCCCAUGCCGAGGUCCUGGAUAUACUCAUAAAGAACGGUGGCGACGUGAACGCCCAGGCAUAUAACGGAGACACUGUUCUGUACGAUGCAGCCGGCUCAGGGAACCUGGACUGCAUAUACCUCCUCCUGCAAGCUGGAGCCAACCCUAACAUUGCCAGUCUGGCCUGCCAGCUGCCCAUACACAGAGCCGCCUAUGAGGGACACAUCCUUGCUCUGAGGACCUUCAUCCCCAUCACCACUAAGAGGGCCAUCCGUCUGUCUGGCCAGAGCCCAGUCCACUCUGCAGCAGAUGGCGGCCAUGUUGACUGUCUGGAGCUGCUCAUAGAAAAAGGUUUCGAUGUCAACACUCAGCUGGACGUACACAUCUCAGAGAGCUACGGGGACAUGAGGCGGAGUCCACUCUACUUCGCCGUAUCCAACAGUGAUAUCACCUGCACAGAGAUGCUGCUGGCCGCCGGGGCCAAAACUGACCUGGACCCGCUACGCUGCUUUCUUGUGGCUGUACGCGCUGGGAGGUAUGAGCUGGUGCGUCUGCUAUUGUCCCGGGGUGCCGAAGUCAACUGCUACUUCAGAAUGAUCAGUGACACACUGUUUCCCACCGCGUUGCAGUACUGUCUCAGAGAUCACAUGAUUCUGCGCCUGCUGCUCAACAACGGCUACGACAUAGAGAAGUGCUUCCUGUGUAACCACGGCAACGGACAGGAUAUGGACUGCGACUCCUGGGUCGACUACCAACAUAACCAUAGAAGAACUUUAUUUUAUAACCAGGACUACAGAGCCUCGUUCUGUGAAAUCAUCUCCCUGUCGUCGGUGGUCAACCUGGCGGGGAGUGUGGUACGGAUGCUUCUGGACUACGUCAGACACCCACGUAUCUGCCCCAACCUCCUACGGGUCCUGGAGAAACAGAAAGAGUGGCCAGACAUCUGUGACAUUCUGGACAACCCUCGGUCCCUGCAGCACCAAUGUCGUUUGGUCAUUCGGAGACAGAUGACCCCUAGAAGACUGAAUGACCCACAGGUCAUGGCUACCGUCCCGUUUCCCCCGACACUCAAACACUACCUCACCUACAGGGAGUACGACGAGUAUGGUGGGUUGGAAGCCUCACACUCAUAACUGGACUAUAAUCAAUGAAAACAUGUUUAGAAGAACAAAAAGUCAUCCUGUUCUGUGCAUAACUGAUCAAUCACAUUACGCUCUUUCUCGUGAAUAAUGCAUCAGCUCAUAUACUUAUGCUUAUAUGAAGUAUGGCAAGUGUUCUUGUGAUGUAAUGUUUGUAAUAACUACAAUUCUUUUCACACUGAUUCAUGUUCUCUGAAUUGUGCCAAUUGUACUUAUCAUAGUACUGCUACUUCUACUAGACUGCAUCCUUUAGACCGCACAGCUGUGCAGCAUGGUACAGUGCAUGUAGUGUGAUGUACUCUUCAAGAUCUCCCCAUGGGAAGAGCAGGUUAGGUCUAAAAAAUAACUCUCUGAGAGCUCAUUCAGUUUAUAAGUGGGGCUAAACACUCACGGAACACUGGUCUGAAUGACUCUGCUGCAAUGGACUGUUGACUUUUACAGUGACCCUGACACCUACCUGACUCAUAAGACCAGGGUUUAAAUCUAGAGAGACCUAGAUCUAGACAACAUCUCAUCCAUAUUAUACCCUCAAAGUUCUGGGAACGAGUUGUGUUGUCACUAGCCCCGUGACUGUUGCUAACAUGCAUUCUUUGUCCUGGUCUUGUCCACAUUCUGAUUGUGCCCACAUUUUUAGACGGGUGUAGAAGAUUAAAAGACGCAUUGUGAUCUGAUUGUGAUCAGAUUUCUCUGACAACCUCCGGAGGUAGUCAGGCUUGCAAGUGUAGACAGAUAUGGACAGUGAAACCAUUUAAAUCAUCAUUAUCCAGCACUCUAAAAUCCUUGACAAGUUGGAGCAUUGACUUAUGGCAUCAAUAUGAGUCUUAAAAUAAAUAAAUACACAUGAUUUUUGAAAGAAUGUCUAAAAAUGUGACUGUUGACAAGAUCAGGACAGGAUGCAUGUUUGCAGCAGGUAAAAACAAGGUUACUGAGACCUGUUGGGUGUACAACAAACUAGAAUCAAUGAGUUAGCCAGCUAACUUUGAUAAACAACCACAAAUAACUAUUAAUUUCCAAGCUUAUUUCAAGCUUUUUUUAAAUACAUUUUUUUUUAAAGAAGUUAUUUCAGAAUAUUUAGGAGUUAGCUGGCUAACUCAAUGAUCCUGCUUUGUAGUACAACCCUCAGCUCAACUCAUCCUGGAACACAGAGAGCAUAUGAGGCAAAUCUCGUAACAUUCCCCAAAUACAUGUUAGGAUUUCAUCCAUUUUCCCAAAGCAAAGUUGAGUAACCCUAAAACACCAUUGGGUGGCAAUGUUACAAUCGGCAUCCACGCAUAUGACUAUAGUCCUAUGCACUGUGCAGUGCCUGGUAUCCUCCACUCCAACCAAGCCUUGGGCCUUUACAGUAGCAGAACAACAAUUGCUGUAUUCAGAUCAUAUCAUGAAAUGUUUAAACUGAAUAACACCCCAGUUAACUGACUGAACCAAACGUUGGUUCUGCUGUUGUGAAGGCACAGCUAGCAGAGUUCACAGCUAGCGGAGUUCUAGCGUUGCCAGACUGUUGUUGUUAUCUGAACAGCAGCAUUCCUGCCCUGUCAACACCAGCCUAACGCUCAUCGAGACACAGUGGAGUGGACACUGUAUUCCUACCCACUAGUCAUACCAUAGACCAGGGCUCUCCAACCCUAUUCCUGGAGAGCUAACUUCCUUGAGGCUUUUGCUCUAAUCCCCGUUUUAUAUAAAGCUAACUUCCUGGAGGCUUUUGCUCUAAUCCCUGUUUUAUCUAAAGCUAGCCUCCUGGAGGAUUUUGCUCUAAUCCCUGUUUUAUCUAAAGCUAACUUCCUGGAGGAUUUUGCUCUAACCCCUGUUUUAUCUAAUGCUAACUUACUGGAGGCUCUUGCUCUAAUCCCCAUUUUAUCUAACCUGAUUCACCAGCUGAUUAUUAGAAUCAUGUGAGCUCGAUUUGUUAUUUUGUAUUUUAUUAGGUCCCCAAUAGCUGUUGUGAAAGCAGCAGCUACUCCUCCUGGGGUCCACACAAAACAUGAAACAUGACAUAACAUUCAUAAACAGCUCAAGGUCAGAACUACAUGCCUUUUAAAAAUGGCAAACAUACUGUAGCCUACACAUCAAUACAUACACACAAACUAUCUAGGUCAAAAAGGGGAGAUGCGUUGUGCCGUGAGGUGUUGCUUUAUCUGUUUUUUGAAACCAGGUUUGCUGUUCAUUUGAGCAAUAUGAGAUGGAAAGCUGUUCCGUGCAAUAAUGGUUCCCUAUAAUACUGUACGCUUUCUUGAAUUUGUUCUGGAUUUGGGGACUGUGAAAAGACCCCUGGUGGCAUGUCUGGUGGGGUAAGUGUGUGUGUCAGAGCAGUGUGUAAAUUGACUACGCAAACAAUUUGGGAUUUUCAACCACGUUUCUUAUAAAAAUAAGUGAUGCAGUCAGUCUCUCCUCAACUCUUAGCCAAGAGAGACUGGCAUACAUACUAUUUAUAUUAUCCCUCUGGUGAAGAGCAAGAUGAAGAAUAAGAUGUGCCGCUCUGUUCAGGGCCAAACGGCAGCUUAUUACCUAGGUAUUUUGCAGCACUUGACCACGACUGGACAAUAAUCAAGAGGAGACUAAACUUGACUCUGCAGGACUUGCUUUUUGGAAUAUGGUGUCAAAAAAGCAGAGCAUCGCUUUAGUACGGCCAGACCUCU